AUGGACACCCAGAAGAAUGUCCAACCCCCAAAGCAGCAGCCAAUAAUAUAUAUCUGUGGAGAAUGUCACGCAGAAAAUGAAAUGAAAUCCAGGGAUCCAAUCAGAUGCAGAGAAUGUGGAUACAGAAUAAUGUACAAGAAAAGGACUAAAAGAUUGGUGGUUUUUGAUGCUUGAUG
Messenger RNA from Myotis myotis, 176 nucleotides. Its product is annotated as DNA-directed RNA polymerases I, II, and III subunit RPABC4-like. The record is from RefSeq and is a predicted model, not a curated record. Gene Ontology annotation, molecular function: zinc ion binding; DNA binding; DNA-directed RNA polymerase activity. The transcript has a single exon. Gene Ontology annotation, biological process: DNA-templated transcription. Gene Ontology annotation, cellular component: RNA polymerase I complex; RNA polymerase III complex; RNA polymerase II, core complex. Bases 1 to 174 code for a protein of 57 amino acids. Lineage: Eukaryota; Metazoa; Chordata; Mammalia; Chiroptera; Vespertilionidae.